Messenger RNA from Camelina sativa (false flax), 1183 nucleotides. Its product is annotated as GATA transcription factor 4. Gene Ontology annotation, cellular component: nucleus. Lineage: Eukaryota; Viridiplantae; Streptophyta; Magnoliopsida; Brassicales; Brassicaceae. Gene Ontology annotation, biological process: positive regulation of DNA-templated transcription; cell differentiation. Gene Ontology annotation, molecular function: sequence-specific DNA binding; zinc ion binding. The record is from RefSeq and is a predicted model, not a curated record.
UUGCUCUUCUUCGUCUCUUUCCUCACUUACACUAGACUAAGACUACUCUCUCUCUCUAUAUUAAACCCCUGAACCAGUAGUGAGACCACAUACAUACCCAGUGAGCGAGAGUCUGAGAGUUAAAACAAUGGACGUCUACGGUAUGUCAUCACCAGACUUGCUUCGCAUAGACGACCUUCUCGAUUUCUCCAACGACGAAAUCUUCUCAUCCUCCUCCUCAAUCUCAACCGUAACUUCCUCCGCCGCUUCCUCCGUCGCUUCUGAAAACCCUUUCAACUUCCGUUCUUCCGCCUACACUUCUCCUCCUCCUCUCCUCUCCGACUUCACUCACGAUCUCUGCGUCCCCAGUGACGACGCAGCUCAUCUCGAGUGGUUAUCACGAUUCGUUGACGAUUCCUUCUCCGAUUUCCCAACGAAUCCUUUAACCAUGUCCGUUAGACCCGAGGUUUCAUUCACCGGAAAACCUAGAAGCCGCCGAUCAAGAGCUCCGGCACCAUCCGUCGCUGGAACUUGGGCUCCGAUGCCUGAAUCCGAGCUUUGUCACGGCUCUGUUCCAAAACCUAAACACAAGAAGGAAUACAACGGUGAAUCAGUUACGGCGGAGGUAGGAGGAGGAGGAGCGAGGCGGUGCUGCACGCACUGCGCGUCGGAGAAAACGCCACAGUGGAGAACCGGACCGCUGGGACCUAAAACGCUUUGUAACGCUUGCGGUGUUCGUUACAAAUCAGGGAGGCUUGUACCGGAAUACAGACCGGCUUCGAGUCCGACGUUCGUGUUGACUCAGCACUCGAACUCUCAUCGGAAAGUUAUGGAGCUUAGGCGACAGAAGGAGCAGCAAGAAUCGUACGUUUCGAUUCCAGCGUUUCAGCCGCGGUGAAAAAUUCGCGUUUUGGGGGUUUUCUUCUCUUUUGGAGGGUUUUUGUGAUUGGUGGUAAGGGGUGACGUGUCGUAAUCCUAACGGCGAUGAUCACGUGACCGACGCGAGGGAGGGGGUUACGAGACUUUUUAAUUUUUUUGUUAAGUUAUCAGUAUUAGUUUAAAAAAUGAAACUCUCUGUCUCCUCUGCUAAUUACGUCAUUAAUUUGUUAGUAUUCAUUUGAUUUUUGUUUUUUUUUUUUUUUUGGGUUUUUCACGGCUCUCCUUAAAGUUAUAUCAUUAAAUGAUUUUAUUGGCGGCAUUUAAU